AUGGGCAAGAAAGCCGGUGAUGCUGAGCAGGCUGGACGCCUCCCUGAGACGUCAACCAGCAACGGCGCCGCGGUUCGUCGAUGCACCGCUCAAGUGGGCGCGGCUCUCAGCGCUAAGUGUGUCGUCGCGUUGGUCCUCGGUGUCGUCGUCUUCCUCUCGGCCUUCUUCAUGCUCCUUCAAUUCCGAUCACCGGGGAACAGCGUGCCUGAUGCCCCCGGCACACUCAUCGAUGAAAUUCAGGCUGGUUUCAUCUUGUUGAAGCCACUUGCGCAACUCACUCCACAUGCCGCCGAGCUACAACAAGAGAUAAACCGUCAAAUUGGAGUCCCCAACACUACGGUUUCCGUCUCUAUGCAGGCAUUAUUCCUGAGUUUCACUGCUGUAGAAUUUGAUGUUCUUCCUGACCCAAUAAACACCUCCAUAAGUGCACGAUCCAUGCACGCAUUGAGGAAAAACUUGAUCCAGCUUACACUUCAGCAGGUGAAUUUAUCGCUGACACCAUCGGUCUUCGGAUAUCCAUUGUGCGUACAGAUGAUGGGGUUCCCAGGAGGGAUCACAAUAGAAUUAGAACCCCUACAGGAUGAUUCCAUUCUACAAGUUGCACAGCCUAUUUUCAAUGUAACGCUUGACAUGAGCAUUCGCCAGUUGAGGGGACUGAUUGAGGAAAUGAAGGAGGAUCUUGGGCAUUUACUGGAUGAGGACAUAUACAUAGAUCUGACAAAUAAGAAUGGCUCAACGAUUGCCCCACCAGUUAUAGUCCAAGUUUCCCUCUCCCCAGAUGACGGCGUUUACGAAGAAAUGGGGAGGCUGAAACAGCUAGCUGAAAUCAUCACAGAAUCAAGUUCAAUGAACCUUGGCCUAGACCCAUCGUUUUUUGGUAGAAUCAAGGAUCUCAAGUUGGCUCCGCGUCUGCAAGCCCUCGUUCCGUCAUUUGCUCCUAGCUCAUCUCCAACGCAAAUGUCAUCCACUUCCAUGCCUCCGUAUUCACAGCCAAUGUCAUCCCCUUCCAUGCCUCCAUAUUCACAGCCAAGUAGAACCAAUCUUUGUGCACAUUGUUCAUGCCCUGCUUGGAUGAAACUAAAUGCAACCAAUUCACGUCGCAUGUUAAUGCGACUUCCUCCAAUGACAAUCUCUCUUCAAUUACCAACACAGCGUCAUAGCGGGAAUGGACCUGGGCACAAGCAAAGUGGCAAUGCAGUGGCAGCACCAACCUCCAUUGCACCAUCAUCCCAACCAUAG
This is a messenger RNA of Triticum turgidum subsp. durum (durum wheat), 1239 nucleotides long. The record is from the annotation of a GenBank genome assembly. Lineage: Eukaryota; Viridiplantae; Streptophyta; Magnoliopsida; Poales; Poaceae.